Molecule: messenger RNA, 642 nt
Organism: Didymodactylos carnosus
Lineage: Eukaryota; Metazoa; Rotifera; Eurotatoria; Philodinida; Philodinidae
Source: the annotation of a GenBank genome assembly
AUGGUUUUUAUUAUUCUAUGUGGUGCAUUUACGGCUGUUCUCUCAAUGAAAUUAAUUCAAAAUGGUUAUAAUCCAAAAAUUCAAGUGCUCAUUUAUCCAGCUUUACAACUCUUUGAUUUUAUGUUACCAUCAUAUCGUCAACCUUUUUGUCAAAUUGCAAUAGUUAAAAUGAGCGAUGUCAUAUCUUCCUAUUUAAAUACAACUGUUAGUGAUAACGAUCUUUUAAGUAAUAAUCACACGACACCCGAGGUAAAACGAUCAUUAGCCAAAUAUGUACCGUAUGAUUAUAUACCAGCUAAAUAUCGGCAAGGAAUCAAUCCACUUGAACCUGUUUAUGGUGAUGCUGAGAUUUAUUUAAGAGUAAAACUAAUUUUCAGUCCUGAUAUAUCUCCGUUACUAGUUGAAGAUAAGGUAUUAAAAUUGAUGCCAAUAACAUACAUUUUAUCAGUAGGACAUGAUCGCUUCCGAGAUGAAGCAUUUAUUUACGAAAAACGUUUAGAAGUGAAUGGUGUCCAGGUUACUCAUCAUCAUUAUGAACAUUCAUUUCAUGGUGCGUUGCAGAUGUUAAACGGUGUUGCAAGUUUAAAUAUUGCUAAUGAGAUGAUGGAACAGAUUACGGAUUUUCUGCUCAAGAUGGCCUAA